Messenger RNA from Mycetomoellerius zeteki, 1202 nucleotides. RefSeq lists its product as uncharacterized. Lineage: Eukaryota; Metazoa; Arthropoda; Insecta; Hymenoptera; Formicidae. Gene Ontology annotation, biological process: multicellular organismal reproductive process. The transcript has 6 exons. The record is from RefSeq and is a predicted model, not a curated record. Bases 424 to 1155 code for a protein of 243 amino acids.
ACGACAAACGUAGUUUAGUCUCCGAAAAUCUUAACGAGUUCUACGUCAAAAUACACUGUGCAAUAAACUCUGACCAAAUAAUGAUUUUUAAAGGAUAAAACAAAAACGUGCAAAAUCUUUCUGGACAACAGCCUUGAAAAUUUGAUAUAUUAGAUGUGGAACAGUGCCCAUCUGGACAUUUAAAGAUCAGAACAAAAGAUCUGGGAGCGAAGUCUAAACGCGAUCUUUGGUGCUUGGGACUUGCCGACUUUGUGAAGACUUGCCAACAUUGAAGAAACUCACUGGAAUUAGUAGAACUUGCCGGCAUUAGAGAAACUCACUCUCAACAUCUAGACUACGACAGAGAUACAGUUAAAGAAACCUUGAGAACUGAAGACUCAUCGUGUACAAUCAAACGGCUCGUUGAAAUACUGAACGAUCAACAUGUUUUUCUAUACACUUAAUGUAUUCAGUAUUAUACUAUUUGGAUUAGCAUCAGCUGCGAAACUUACUUUUCCUGCAACCAUUUGCAAACGAGAUUCAGUUGAUUAUUCCGCUUGUUUAAAACAAGCUUUAGAAGAAGCAUUUCCACGGUUUGUCAAAGGACUUCCAGAAUUUGACUUUCCACCACUAGAUCCAUUAGUUUACGAGUACGGCAAAGCCGUAUUUAAUUCAGGGGAAAUACGUGCAGAAGUUGUUUUGACAAAUAAUAUUGUAACCGGUCUGGCGAAGGUUCAAGUUCAUGACGUGAGAACACACUUUCUUGAUGACGUUUUCCGUUUAGAAAUUGACGCUAACGUACCGAAAAUAUUCCUAAAGGGUAACGUGAAAAUGAACGGUACUAUAGGUAUAUUCAAAAUUGUUAAUGAAGGUCCCUAUAAUUUGACUGCUGAUGAUGUCAUAGGAACAUGGGAUAUGACAGGACCUGUAGUAAAUGAUACAUUCAUUGUAAAACAUAUCCAUGUACUUCCAUCAGUUAAAAAACUUAAACUAUAUUUUGAUUUAUUCCAAGACAAUAAAGAGAUUAAUGAUGUUGCCGUAAGUUUUGUAAAUGAAUUUUGGCCACCAUUAUUUCGAGUAAUGUUACCAAUAACGUCUGAAGCAUGGGAUCCAUGGUUGACUAGUAUUGUUAAUAAGUUAUUCUCAAAAGUUUCCUUCUCAAAAGUAUUUCCAUAAAAUUCAUAUAUUUACUAAACAUUAAGAAAUAUAAACAGGUAAUAAAA